UUGCUCCCUGCGUUGUAGCGAGAGGCAGCUGGAGAGAGGUGGGCGAGGGCGCGUCAGACAUGUUGCAAGAGUAAUCGAUACUGUUGUGCAUGUUUCCUUGAUGUUGGGUUUACUCGUUCAAGCUGUUACUGAAAUUCCUCGUGUCGCCGGGGUCAUGUGAAGCUGCCAUGGUCUUCUGUGGCUGCCUCCUGAUUCCGAACACCCGCACCUCGAAUCAUGACCUUCAUGCUGAAGAAGAAAAAGUACAAGUUUCAGGUUGACAUUCGCAUUGAAGAGCUGACUGCUGUGCCAUUCGUCAAUGCGAUCCUUUUCGCCAAGAUCCGUCUCCUCGAUGGGGGAAACUUCUCGGAGACGUCGUCGAGGGAGGAGGUUUGCAACCACUGCGUGAAAUGGGACUCCAAGUUCGUCUUCACAUGCAAGAUGAGUGCCAACGCCAACACUGGGGAGUUGGACCCCUGUAUCUGCCGAAUUUCCAUCAGGAAAGAGGUCAAGGGAGGCAGGUCCUUCCAGAAGCUGGGCUUUGCAGACCUCAACCUGGUAGAGUUUGCCGGUGCAGGUCUCUGCUCACGGCGGUACUUGCUCGAGGGUUACGAUGCCAAGCACCGUCAAGACAACUCCAUCCUGCAGUUGUCACUCAGCAUGACACUUCUCUCUGGAGAUCCCUGCUUCAAGGCUCCCACACUGCUGCCGUGCCCUGCACCCAGUGAGCAGCAGCCCAGUGAGCUGCACGUAGCGGCCCCCAAGGUGGAUGACCACAGUGGCAGCAGCAUUGCAAGCAGCAGCAGUGGCUUUGGCAGCCUGCCUCGUAAGCAGCGACCUACCAUUGGCAGCACAUCUGCAGAUGGGGGAAAUGGUGGCGUGGGGUGCCCAGAGCCAGGCGAGCCCAGGCGGGAGGAGGACUUUGAACAGUGCCACUCACGCAAUUCAAGCUAUCACAGCCAACACUCUCGUGGCUCUGGUUAUGGCAGUCUCCAGUCACACUCACGACAAGGUAGCUCCGAGUCUGGACAUGUCAGGAACCUAAGCUCUGGUUCGAGCUAUAGCGACACAUUCCCAGGAUCCCUGAAACCUCCAGAUCGGAAGCGCCCCAUCAGCAAGGUACAGAACUUGCUUUAUAAACAGAUCACUGAGGAACACCGCAUGGACUCGACACGUGUCAAUGCUGACCAGCUCAUUGAGGAUCUCAUCCGCGACACAAACCUCGAGGCAGAGCCUGCCGAGGGACAAGGGCUGCAGCUCUUCAUAGGAAAGGAUGGAGUACCGGCUCUCAAGACUGGCACUUCGAGCAGCCUCAAAACCACCACCUCAUGUGAUUGAGCUCUCUCUUUGUGCAGCAGCCUUCUCUGCCCUGUGUGAGCUGUACGUCUUUCAAUGUCUUCAUUCUUACUCGCUCUCUUGGCCCCUUCCUUUUUCCCGCCCCUUCAUACCUGUGAAACCUGCUUUGCUUUAUCUCUACUUGCGAAUGUGCUUCCAACAUUUCCUCACCUUUAGUUGCAGAAGCUGCCUUGGUUUCCUUCUUUUUCUGUGUACUUAUUUGCUGAAUUUGUUUCUCUUCCAAGCACUGUUGGCUUGUUGUGCUCACAACCACCAUUGUGACUAGUUUAGUUUCAGUUACUUCCAGUCUGGCAGGAGAUUAAAACUGAAAUAUAGUUUGAAGAAGCGUGACAGGCCACUGCUAAUGGAGCAGCAUUGCCAGGACUGCUUAUGGUUACUUUCAUUAUGCAUAUAGCCAGGACACAGCAUAGGCUGUUGCUCUUAGAAGUGCCCUUCUUCAUUAGCGACCCUCUUGCAUUGUCCCCCUUCUGUUUUACUAUUUACAGUGGGUUGUCUUGUUCUCUAGAACACUUCUUGGGAUUUGAUUUUUUUUUUCCCCCUAUGAAAUCCUAUUCACCGAGAGCCUUUUUACUUCACAACUGCAGACACAGCUGGCACAGCCGAGCUUUAUACCAUGUCAUGGCAGGGUGUAACAGAAAAAGUAACACAUUAACUUUUAGGCCAUACAGAGAACUUGAAAUUAAAAAAAAAAAUUCUGGUUUGUUUAAUUGGCCAGAAGUGGUCCCAAACCUUGUACUGCAAGAAAAAAAAAAUUAAGCCUGGCUUUUAAACGUCAAGAUAACGUAUUCUGUAGGGGCUCUUGAGUGCAUGAAUAAAUCCUAGCAAAAUUAUUUUGAUUGGUAGCUGAUCACAGGCAGCCAAAUGGAGCAACCUGCUCUGUUUUCACUCCUAACAAUCUUUGCAUACACAAGUGCUUGUGCCAAUGCACAGUACCUCUACCUAAUAUUCGUUCAUCUUUAUAACUACAGCAGGUGAUAAGAAUUAGCUAAAAUUGCAGCAGGGUUUAAGAAUGUCAGCGCUAUAGUUAAGUUUAAUAUUGUUUUCUUUUGUACAUUAAUUGGGUCACCAAACCUGCUAACAGAAGCUUUGGAAAAGAAAUGAUUGCAUCUUAGUGUUGUGCCGAACUUAAUUCAGUGACAUAGGUUGUCGAUUUUUCCUUUUUCUUCCUCCCUUCCUCUUGCACUUUUUUCCUGAGGACUUGUGUGUAUAAAGUUGAAAGGCACUGAAGCCUUUUAUACAGAUUUGCAAUUUUCCUGCUGUUACACUUAAGCAAACAAGAUGAAGUGUGGAUACACAUCUCAGGAUACCCUCGAGGCCUCUGUAUGCAGACUAAGAUAUUUGACAUUUUUCUUGCCCGAUAGAAGGAAGCAGGUAGCACCUUCUCAUUCUGUGCUCAUUUAAGCAGUGCAAAUAUAGGCUGUUGAGUUUGCAAGUCAUAUACACUGUCCUGAUUGCAUGGCUACACACUGUUGCUGGAAAUAUGUAAAUUUUUUCCCCUCAUGCUGGCAUCCCCUUUCUUUAUUUCCAAGUUUUCUGUAAUUCUUUCUGCUUUCUAUGUGAAUUCAGCUUCUGAAAGCAAGAUACUGUUUUGUAGUGACUUCUAAGUGGUGUUUAACAAUUCAGAAAAAAGUUGGAGAUAAUGUUUUAUGACUGCUUAGGCCAUACUCCUUGUUUUCUAUGUGGCACUUUCUGUUGGUUUCUUUUUUAUUAAUAAUAAUAUUAUUAUUAUUUACUUUAUGUCUAAGAAUGUCUUGUCACUGAUGUUUAUUCCAAGUCCUUGCAAAGACAGGUGGUAAAAAGUAGCUAUGGUGUUAAAGAGUCUGUCUCACAGAUUAGGUGCAGUAACUCUGAAUUAUGGUUUCCCAAUUCUAACUAUUCCUUACAUUGCACCCUAUAUUCCACCUCCUGAAUGUUCAUUUAGUCUGUGCUUAAAGCCGAAAAUUCUUUUCUGGUCCAUCAUUUUGCCUGCUUUUUUUAAAUUUAAGGAUGUGGGGCCUUUGAGAAAAUUUCACAUAAUGGCUAGAAUGACAGUAAGCUCGCAUGCUUCUGCACACUUCGAAAUGUGCAAGAAAGCAAGUGUGCAGAUUUUGUCGUUUCCACAUGCUUUUCUACCCAGCCAUCGUUUUUAUUCUCUACUGUUUGUUUCUUUGUUUUUGUUGGGGGUUACUGCAUUUUGUGCAGAUAUAAGGAUUUGAGUGUAUAUUAUGCCCCAACUUGCAUGGUACACAGCACUAGUAUAAGGCAGUGAAAAAACAAUAUGGAAUGAAAGUUUUUGAAUGCAUGGACCAAGUGUUAUCAGAAUGAAUGAUUGUAUUUCGUGCAUAUAUGAAUGUGUGCAUGUGUAAAAUUUCACUGAAUGUGUGCGUAUUGUCAAUACCUGUCUCGGUGUUCCGUGUGUUCUGUUCUUGUUGUCAGAAUGCAUCAUGCCUCCAUUUGCUAAUACCUGCUUAUCUUCAGGAACUGCGUUGUGCUAUGUUUCACUGCUUAGCUCCCGCUUUUGCAUGGCUGUGAACAUGUCCUCCAUAGAAUGAAUGUGCUUUCUCCUUAUUUUUAGCAACUGCUUUCCUUUCUUCUUCUCCAUCACCUUUGCUUUGCUCACUUGUUGAGACCAAAUGUGUGCCUUCAAGUUGCUUUAUAUGAAUGCUCUAGAAUGGUUGUUCUUGAAUGGAAGGGCAUGCUGAGCCGUCCUCUCGCAUCUGCCCAGUGAGCUCUCACGGUAGCUUUUCUUUUCUUUUCUUUUCUUUUUUUUGUGAAGAAGCUUUCUUUUUUUUCUCGAUGCACUUCUCUCUAAAGAAAAGGACAUAUUUAUGAGUUUGUAUUGUGUAGUGUGUAUUUAUAGGAUUUCUAGCAGCUUAGAUGUUGAAUAUUGUGCUUUAGACAUCGGUUUACAUUGGCAUGUGAGUGAGAACUGGCUUCUUCAAAGGGGUAUAACUAGAGCACAUUACUUCUUUACCACUGCUGACUAACAUGCUGAUAAAAAUAAAAGCUCAGGGAAAUUUCAGACUUGAAAGCAGUAAUCUCGAUACUUGAGAAUCAAGAAAGAGGUAAAGUUACUGCAAUCAUAAAUUUGAGACAACUCUUGGAUUAUGCUUAAAGACAAAGAUUUUCUUUUUGCUAUAAGAGUUGCAAAAUGGAGUUAACGAGACGUGGUGUCCUCUCUUUUUUUAAUGUCUCCCCUCCUCCCAUUUUAUAUUGGAGAUUGUGAGACUGUAUGUGUUUAUUGCUCUAUUCUUUGUCUUAGAGCAGUCGGAAGCAUGACAAGCACCCAUUUGAUGGAGUAUCAAGUAAUAUGUGCUAAUGCACAUUCUUUGUUUUAUUGCUGCAGACAUUCUAAAUUCUCAUUAUUACUGCUGAGCUAGCCACAGUUCAAAAUGGGUCUCACUUUACAUUAGGUUUCCCACAACCAGCACAAUUCUCAGCACACAGUAGCAUAACCUGCUUUCAAGUGAUAUGCCAUUUCUUUAACCAUGUCUGGAGCAAGUAGUUCCUUCUUUUCUUUUGUGUGCAUGUGUGUAUUUUUGGUCAAGAGCAACAAGUGCGUUCUCUUGAAAGAAGUGGAAUGUGUGUGCCAUGAGUGGCGCUGAAGUAUAAUUUAUGCUUCCGUUUUUAAUGUGGUGUGUGUCCAUUGCAGAAUGGAGAAUGCCUGCUUUCUCCUUCUUGGUUGUUGGGUUCCAGUGCAUGGACUGAGCGGUAGAAAUGCAAGGGAAAUGUGGCCGUGACUGCACGAAGAACCUUCUUUUUGUUUGCUUGUGUUGAGAAAGAUAAAUUGUUAUUGCAUGGCAUCCAAAGUACUCCAGUGCAUUCGAUUUACAGCCAUGUAUAUGAAAAAGCACAAUGCCACGUGUAUCGUUUUUUAUUUGCAUAAUCUUGUAGAGUUAUUCGCCUUUAACUGAAAAAUUGUUGGCAAGCUGACAAGCUGAACAUAAAAUUAUUGGCCUGAUGCACAGUGCAUUUCCUGGGAUUUCUACCUCUCAUUAGCAACUGCCCUUCCCAUUGAACAGAGAGCAUCCCUUGAAUGAUUUCAUAUGUGUGCAGAACUUGGGAGAAACUUCCUGAAGGAUGUAAUAAUUGUGCUAAAAUGGAAGCAUAGAGCCGGCCUUUUGCUUCCAUUUUGCCUUCCCCUUUCUUCCUGGCACCUUCCACUGGAAUGCAUGUGACCUUGCUGUGGCACGAGUGUUGUGUGUGGACCACACAUUUGUCAGAUAGACACACACUAUGCUCAGCUCCUUACUUGUUAGUCAAUGCCAUUAAAUACUGCAGUGAAUUAAUUUGUCUUGUAGGGCAUGUAGCCAGCUUUGUAGCAUUGGUGUUCUUUCAACAGAGUUGUGAGUUUGCACAUACCAGUGGCUUAUUCUGGGGCCACUGGCUGCAGCUUCGGAGUGGCGCAGCAAAACCACCAUUCAGAUGCUGUCUGGUGCUAAUUACAUCGCAUGAGCAGCCAGCAUCACAGAAUGAUGCAGGCAAACUGGCACUAGUGACAGUAAGAUGUUUAGUUGUGAUGUUCUCAUAAAAUGAACACAAAUCAAACAAAGGCUAACUGAUGUGCUGAAGCGAAUUCAAUGAACCUUCCCAGAUUUAGCCAGUUGUGUCCCUGCUUUGUUCUUCCACAUUAAUAUCUUACUUGGCAACAGUGAAAUUUUACUUUUCACACUUCAGAAUUCAUUCUCUUUUUUUUUAAGCUGAUUUACAUGCUUUUAGGCACUUAGUGGCGCAACACUUCAUCAUGGCACCUUCAUUGUUGGUCUUAAACUGAUUUCGUAAUAACCUUCCUGCAACAUCACUAAAAUUUGAGUGUGGCACACUUAAUUGCAUGUGUGCACUGAGUGAGUAGUUUGACUUCAUGUGCUUGGUCACCAACUUACUAGGUGCCAUCAGUUCAGAAAGCCUGCUGUGCUACUCCGAAGGCGGUCAGUAGUCAUUGUGUUAUGCGAACAACCAGCUUAAGAACCUGCAGUUUCUAGUCAUUCCCAUUGCACCUGUGUUGAAGUGUGGUUUGGAAAAGCAUAAAUGCUCUCUCUCUCUCUCUCUCUCUCUCUCUCUCUCUCUCUCUCUCUCUCUCUCUCUCAUUUCUUAUCAGCUGUAACUUGAAAAAAAAAAUAAGUUGAAGUAGACUGACCAGAUAGUAAUGCAUUCUUGCGCAAAGUUCUCAUCCAUGCCACAUGUUUCUUCACUUAGCAAAAUAAUUGCAGUGUUUUUGAAAGUUUAGCAAAUGAUUCUUGUAACUGUUUUGUAAAUUUUAUGCAACUUGCAUGAAAAUUCUAUACCAAGUAGGCCAUUUGUCUCCUCAUUAAUGUUCCAAUGAAGUUGUGUGUUUGCAGUGAAAAAAAAAACAAAAAAAGAUGCUUAUGUGAGGGCUUGCUUUAGUUAUUUAACCAUUUCUAAAUGCCACUAAUGUUGCAGAAACUCAAGAAAUCAACUGCCAAGGUGUCUGAAAUAUCAGCAUUCUUUUAACAGCAGCCAAAAUAACCAAGAUUUUUGUUAUCCCCUUCUUUAAGAACUCGGUAAUGUUAUAGUAAAUGCCAUAAUUUCCCCAAUCCUUCUUUAAAAUAGGUUUGUUACUACCUGUUACGUACGCUAGCAUUUUCAGCUAAUCCAUAAUUAUCCGUGCAGUCAUUGUUCACCUGUAAUAUAAGAUUUUUUAUUUUGUUGCAGCAGGUGUAAUGUCCGCUGCUUUUUUUUUUCUCUCUAGGCAGUGUGGGGCAGAUACUUAGCCACUAGCAAUGAAUCAUAAUGAAAAGUUUUCUGUUUCUGCACAUCAUGGUCAUUGUAAGAUUUGCAAUCAAGGAAAGGUUAAGGUGCAUUUUAUCCCCAUUGAAAAGUGAAGAUUGUUGUAGUACAAAAGACAUUUGGGCAAAUGGACGUAUUCGUGAGCAGAGCACAAGUGGAAUAAUUUGACAUUUUUGGAUUUUUGCUCUUUUCCCUGCCCCCAAGUUUUUGCCACUUUGUUUUCAUGUUUUUCAUGAAUGUGCAUGCCAAAUAAAUUGACAGUAAUCUGU
Messenger RNA from Dermacentor albipictus, 7331 nucleotides. Its product is annotated as early estrogen-induced gene 1 protein. Lineage: Eukaryota; Metazoa; Arthropoda; Arachnida; Ixodida; Ixodidae. The record is from RefSeq and is a predicted model, not a curated record.